AUGACUGUAGAACUCAAAAGAAGGCAAACAAGUAUUGCUGAAUUUUUUGGUCCUAAAUCCAAGAAAUCUAAGAAACUUGAGAAUGAAGAAAGCGCCAAUACAAGUACCACUGACGCGUCGGAUGAAGUGUCUACAGUGAAGAGCAUCGAGCAAAUUCAGACUACUCAGAAGAAGGAGUCUGAAUCAGAAACACUGGAAGGAUGUGAGGAUUAUAUGACGGUAAGGGAACUCUUUCAAAAAUCACUGAGCUCCAUGUUGGCUCAGCUGUUGGCUUUAGAAAUUGAAACCAUAGAGCCUGGCUGGUUCUCACAUAUGAAAGAAGAAUUCAGAAAACCAUAUUUUGUUAAACUGAAGCAAUUCGUCAAUACAGAAAAGAAGAACCACACGGUAUUCCCACCUCCUCGAGCAGUAUAUUCCUGGACGAGGCUUACGCCGUUUGAUAAAGUGAAAGUGGUCAUCAUCGGACAAGAUCCUUAUCAUAAUUUCAGUCAAGCUCAUGGAUUGGCAUUCAGUGUAAAAUCACCGACACCUGCCCCGCCAUCCCUUAAGAAUAUAUACAAAGAACUGAAGAGCAAUUAUUCUGACUUUUCAAUUGACAAUAACUACGGAGAUCUGACGCCAUGGUCCAUGCAGGGUGUCCUCUUACUGAAUACAGCUUUGACGGUAAGAGCACACAAUGCCAACUCACAUUCAAAGAAAGGCUGGGAAGUUUUCACCAAGAGGGUUGUGGAAUUGCUGAUUAGUGACAGGAAAAAGAACAACCAUAGUUUAGUUUUUCUUCUUUGGGGAAACAACGCUAUAAAGCUAGUGGAAUCCCUGUUGAGUCCGCAAGAACUGGCACAGAACAAAAAUCUCAAAGUCUUCAAAUCGGUGCAUCCAUCACCGUUGAGUGCCAGUAGAGGCUUUUUUGGAAGUAAUCAUUUCAAGCAGACGAACGAUUGGCUGUAUCACGAGAGACACGAAAAGAUGAUAGAUUGGAGUGUUGUACCAGGGUCACAUCUCAAAGAAGUGUUUGAAGCCAAUACUAAGGUCUCUUAG
Zygotorulaspora mrakii is the source of this 1038-nucleotide messenger RNA. RefSeq names its product uracil-DNA glycosylase (gene UNG1). Gene Ontology annotation, biological process: base-excision repair, AP site formation via deaminated base removal; base-excision repair. Lineage: Eukaryota; Fungi; Ascomycota; Saccharomycetes; Saccharomycetales; Saccharomycetaceae. Gene Ontology annotation, molecular function: uracil DNA N-glycosylase activity. The transcript has a single exon. The record is from RefSeq and is a predicted model, not a curated record. Gene Ontology annotation, cellular component: mitochondrion; nucleus. The coding region runs from base 1 to 1038 and encodes 345 amino acids.